Prinia subflava (tawny-flanked prinia) is the source of this 2531-nucleotide messenger RNA. It is a transcript of the gene NOCT, whose product is annotated as nocturnin. The record is from RefSeq and is a predicted model, not a curated record. Gene Ontology annotation, biological process: circadian rhythm. The transcript has 3 exons. The coding region runs from base 141 to 1427 and encodes 428 amino acids. NCBI's taxonomy places the organism in Eukaryota, Metazoa, Chordata, Aves, Passeriformes, Cisticolidae. Gene Ontology annotation, molecular function: poly(A)-specific ribonuclease activity.
CCGAUGUAGGCGCCGCGCGGGCGCCGCGGCCUCUAUAAGCGCGGCCGCGGGGCGGGCGCGGAGCAGCUGCGCCGCUGACCCCUGCCGGUCCCUCCCGGUCCGCUCCGUCCCGCCCCGUCCCGCCCCGUCCCGCCGGGAGCAUGUACCAGAGUUCCGCGCGCUGCCUCUGCUCGGCCCUUCCCGCUCUCUGCUGCGCUCCCGCCGCCGCCUCGGCCUCCCGCCUGCCGCGGCCCCGCUCCCAGCCGCCGCCGCCGCCCGGCCCAGCCGCCCCGCGGGCAGCAGCGGGCGGCCCGCCCGCCGCGGGAACGCCGCCCCGCACAGUGUGUUCCAUGGGAAACAGCACCAGCCGGCUCUACAGCGUGCUCGCCAAGACCCUGAGCAGUGGCGCCGUGUCCCAGCACCAGGACUGCCUGGAGCAGCUGGACUCGGCACAGCUGGAUCCUAUAGACCCCAAGGAUUUGCUGGAGGAAUGCCAGAUUGUUCUGCAGAAGCGGCCGCCCCGCUUUCAGAGGAACUUUGUGAACCUGAGGAAAAACAGUGCCAGUAACCACCGCCCCAUCCGGGUCAUGCAGUGGAACAUCCUGGCCCAAGCUCUCGGCGAAGGCAAGGACAACUUCAUUCAGUGCCCCAUGGAAGCUCUGAAAUGGGAGGAGAGGAAGUGCCUCAUCCUGGAGGAGAUCCUGGCCUACAAGCCCGACAUCCUGUGCCUUCAGGAGGUGGACCACUACUUCGACACCUUCGAGCCGCUCCUCAGCCGCCUGGGCUACCAGUGCACCUUCUUCCCGAAGCCGUGGUCGCCGUGCCUGGACGUGGAGCGCAACAACGGCCCCGACGGCUGCGCGCUGUUCUUCCGCAGGGAGCGCUUCCAGCUGCUCAGCACGGCCAACAUCCGCCUCACCGCCAUGAAGCUCAAGACCAACCAGGUGGCCAUCGCGCAGACGCUCAAGUGCCGCGAGACCGGGCGGCUGCUCUGCAUCGCCGUCACGCACCUGAAGGCCCGCACGGGCUGGGAGAGGUUCCGCUCGGCGCAGGGCUGCGACCUGCUGCAGAACCUGAAGAGCAUCACGCAGGGAGCCGAGAUCCCGCUGAUCGUCUGCGGGGACUUCAACGCGGAGCCCAGCGAGGAGGUGUACAGGGAGUUCUGCAACUCCAGCCUCAACCUGAACAGUGCGUACAAGCUGCUGAGCCCCGACGGGCAGUCGGAGCCGCCCUACACCUCCUGGAAGAUCCGGCCCUCCGGGGAGUGCCGGCACACGCUGGAUUACAUCUGGUACUCCCAGCACGCCCUGAACGUGAACUCGGCCCUGGGCCUGCUGACUGAGGAGCAGAUCGGGCCCAACAGGCUGCCCUCCUUCAAUUACCCCUCCGAUCACCUGUCCCUGGUGUGUGACUUCAGUUUUAAUCAGGACCCUGACAGGCUGCUGUAACGUCUUGGAGUGCCACCUGCUAUUGCAGUGUCUGAACUCACCAGCCUUUUGUUUUAGAGAAAACCUUUGAAGCUAGAUGCUGUUGAAAGAUGAGGAAAUACUGUUGACUAACCAUUGUUUCAGGCACUUGUUUGGAGUUACACUUGCUGUUCAGUCCUCAUUAAUGUGCAGCCUUCGAGGGAGGAAGAAGGAAGCCAGUGUUCUCGUCAUGCUCUUCUUGCCAUGUCAGGGUUUGAAAACUAGAAGGCAAAUGAGCUUUAUCCUUUCACUAAGCCCCCUCCCUGUUUGAAGGAUUUAAUCCUCUAAUGAAUGUGGAGGCCUUAAUAUUUAAAUCAAAACACUUGUGUUUGUAAAACAACUUGCCCUGACAGCAUGCUAAUUUUAUUUAUUUCGUGUUAAACUUCUGCAAGUACCAAAGGGAGUGAGGUUUGACUACUCAGUGAGAUUAUCUUAACUCUUUUUCUGUUGCAAUAUGAAGAAAGUUUAAUGCAGUUUAGACAAAAAACUAAGCUCACAGAGUGUGGUCUUGUCAUUUUUCCAUGACCUUAGAUGACAAAUUCAUUAGAAGUGUGAGGAAGGCCCCCUGCAGUAAGAGCAGGUGAGGAAGCAGAGGCUGAGUGAACUAGAGUAACACCCUCACUGUUCCAGAACAAUGUGCAUGUGUCUGUCACACACACACUGCCUGUAGGCUCUACACUGACUGUACCUUCCUCUCCUCUGUGCUUCCCUUGGAGGACACAGAUAACCAGGGACUGUUUCUUCCUCUGCUUUGAGUAUUACUUUUCUAAAUGGUUUAAAUUUGUAGUCUUGUCAAUCUUGCUGUUUCAGUAAAGGGCCAGUCUUAACGUUGAAAGAUUUUCCUUUAUUUAUCCUCAGAAUCUAAAGCUACACUGGAACGUGUUGUAAGAUAAAAUUUAUUUAUUGGGAGAUUUGGUGAUCCUGCAUCUGAUGGGAAGUUGUACAGUGACAGUGUUCAGGAGCUUCUUCCUGUGAGCCAGGGCUACACCAGAGGUGUGUUAGCAUCACCUGUGAUGCUCACUGGUGACACAGGAAUUGCAUACAUGGAUUGUAAACGUGCCAUUAUGCCAGGAAAUGACAUAGGAA